This is a messenger RNA of Leptopilina heterotoma, 2067 nucleotides long. RefSeq names its product mitochondrial dicarboxylate carrier (gene Dic1). Gene Ontology annotation, biological process: oxaloacetate transport; succinate transmembrane transport; malate transmembrane transport. Lineage: Eukaryota; Metazoa; Arthropoda; Insecta; Hymenoptera; Figitidae. The transcript has 10 exons. Gene Ontology annotation, molecular function: malate transmembrane transporter activity; thiosulfate transmembrane transporter activity; antiporter activity. The record is from RefSeq and is a predicted model, not a curated record. The coding region runs from base 267 to 1145 and encodes 292 amino acids.
CUGACACUCAAGGGUGCGCUAUUAUGGAUGCUCCUCGAAAUCCCAAUAAAAGAAUUUUCCGUUAGCAAUACUUAUCAACCACUGUCAGUGUUUGAGAUGGAGUCGAAUCGCAGAGACAGACCAGCGUCACUGAAAUUUUAAGGUAACAGCAAUGGAAUCUUCAAACAGAUAACUCAGAAUAAACAAAUCAUAUCAAUUAUUGGGCUUCAAAAAAAUCUACACAGAUUCGUUUUCUGCUUUAAAAAUUCCCAAACAAAAAAUCGAAGAUGACUGAUAAGAAUAAGAAACUUUCUCGAUGGUACUUUGGGGGUUUAGCAUCGGCUGGUGCUGCAUGUGUCACUCAUCCUCUUGACUUGCUGAAGGUUCUUUUGCAAACACAACAAGAAGGGAAACUAUCAAUGUCAAAACUCGUUGUACGGGUGGUGAAGAAACAAGGUGUUCUUGCAUUAUAUAAUGGACUUUCAGCUUCUCUUCUUCGGCAAUUAACAUACUCAACAACUCGAUUUGCAUUCUAUGAGGUUGGAAAACAAAAUUUUGAAUCUCCUGGGCAAAAUAUGCCAUUUUAUCAAAAGUUAGUACUGGCUGGAGUAUCCGGUGCCGCUGGCGGUGUCGUUGGAACGCCCGGAGAUUUAAUUAAUGUACGAAUGCAAAACGAUGUCAAAAUUGCACCUGAACUAAGAAGAAAUUAUAAGCACGCUCUUGAUGGUUUGGUUCGUGUUUGGAGGGAAGAAGGUUUCUUAAGACUUUUUAAUGGCUGUUCAACUGCCACGGGACGAGCGGUACUUAUGACUAUCGGACAAUUAAGUUUUUAUGAUCAAAUUAAAAUAAUUCUCUUACAAAGUCAGAUGUUUGAAGAUAAUCCAACAACGCAUUUUCUCUCCAGUUUGUUCGCAGGAGCUAUUGCAACAACUUUAACACAACCUUUAGAUGUACUUAAAACACGUGCAAUGAAUGCUAAACCUGGAGAAUUUAAGAGUAUGGGACAACUGAUUCUCUACACUGCCAAAUUAGGUCCACUAGGUUUCUUCAAGGGUUACGUACCUGCGUUUGUGCGUCUAGCACCACAGACAAUUUUAACAUUUGUUUUCUUGGAGCAACUUAGAACAAAUUUCGGUUUUCUGCCACAAAGCAUAAAAUCGACUUAAAAAUGGAAUUUUUUUCAAAAUUUGCCAUUUUUUAUUAAGUACAGGACAAUUUUUAUGGAUAAUCUCUAGGGAAAAAAUUAUUCUUCAUAACUAGCAAAUAUGUAUCAUGUUUGAUGUGACUUUAUCAAAAGCAUUUAUUCUCCUGAAUUUGGAGUAAUAUUUUAGAUGAAAUGAAAUAAGUUAUUAUUGUUAUUAAUGUUUAAUAGUGAAAUGCUGCGCGACUGCUAUAUGUGUGACAAUAUUGUUAAGGAUAAUCAGGAGAAAUUCCACUCUUAUACAUUCCAUGAAAUUUAACUCUGUGAAAUGAGUACAUAUUUACGUUCGCAGGGGGAAAUUUGUUUUUUAAUGUUUAGAUAGAAAAAAGAAUAUUUUCCGUUUAUACAAUGACUGAAACUAUAUUUUAAAAAUUUUUAAUUUUUAAUUUUAUCUCUGUUCAAAUAGUAUUUAUUACACGCACAAGUUUACUUUAUGUCAUUUUACAAUUAUAUCACAGAACAAAAAAUGUCCAUUAUAUUUUUUUUGCUUAAUGUCUAAGGAAAUAUUUAAAAGAUAAAGCUGUGCUUAUAUCGAAUAGAAGUUAAUGUUUAAAGGAAACUUGCAGUACAAAACACAAUAACACAAUGAAAAAAGAAAGCUUAUAACGAAAAAGUUAAUACAAAAUUAAGUAAUUUCUUGUAAUUAUAUUUUUAUGCGAUUGUUAUUCUAUAAAGCAUAUUCGAAUAUUUUAUCACAUUUACAUUUAUAUCUACAUUUUUUUAUUGUUUAUCAAUAGUGACUAUUUACAAAAAGUAAAAACGCAAGGAAUGUGUCAAAAUGUAAAUUUCUUUAUUUUUUUGUCAUAUAAAAUAUUUUUAAGAUGAAGAAAAUUUAUAAAAAUACAAUAAAUGCUUUUAUGUCAGUCUUGACGAUUCAAAUAAAGAAA